Molecule: messenger RNA, 1148 nt
Organism: Hibiscus syriacus
Lineage: Eukaryota; Viridiplantae; Streptophyta; Magnoliopsida; Malvales; Malvaceae
Product: deoxyhypusine synthase-like
Exons: 6
Coding region: 1-1092 (363 amino acids)
Biological process (GO): peptidyl-hypusine biosynthetic process
Cellular component (GO): cytoplasm
Molecular function (GO): deoxyhypusine synthase activity
Source: RefSeq, a predicted model, not a curated record
AUGGAUGAAAUAGGUCUAAAGGCUGCACACUCGGCAGUUUUCAAAGACUCGGAUUCACUUGAAGGGAUUUGUACUAGAAUUGAGGGUUAUGAUUUCAACCAGGGUGUCAACUACUCCGGACUUCUCAAAUCCAUGCUUUCCACAGGCUUCCAAGCUUCCAAUCUCGGAGAAGCUAUCGAAAUCGUCAACAACAUGAUAAAUUGGAGGCUUUCUGAUGAGACAAUAGCCGAAAACGGCAGUGAAAAGGAGAACGAUCCCACCUACAUAGAAUCCGUGAGGACCAAGGUGUUUUUAGGUUUUACAUCGAAUCUUAUUUCGUCCGGCAUUCGAGAAACCGUUCGAUAUCUUACUGAGCAUCGCAUGGUAGAUGUAAUAGUGACGACGACCGGUGGCAUAGAAGAAGAUCUUAUAAAGUGUCUUUCUCCUACGUACAAGGGUGAUUUUUCGCUGCCUGGUGCUGAGCUGCGUUCAAGAGGACUGAAUCGCAUUGGUAACUUGUUGGUUCCUAAUGAUAAUUACUGCAGAUUUGAGGAUUGGAUCAUUCCGAUUCUUGAUCAGAUGUUAAAGGAACAACUUGAAGAGAAUGUGUUGUGGACUCCAUCAAAGCUAAUUGCUCGGCUGGGACGAGAAAUAAAUAACGACAGUUCUUACCUCUACUGGGCAUUCAAGAACAAGAUACCUGUUUUCUGUCCCGGAUUAACAGAUGGCUCUUUAGGGGAUAUGUUGUAUUUUCAUUCGUUUCGCAGCCCCGGUCUGAUAAUCGAUCUAGUGCAAGAUGUUAGGGCGAUGAAUAGUGAAGCAGUCCUUGCAAGUCCUAGGAGAACAGGAAUGAUAAUCCUGGGAGGCGGAUUGCCGAAGCAUCAUAUCUGUAAUGCUAACAUGAUGCGUAACGGUGCCGAUUACGCUGUUUAUAUAAAUACAGCACAAGAGUACGACGGGAGUGACUCUGGAGCCCGUCCGGACGAGGCUGUUUCCUGGGGGAAGAUACGGGACUCUGCUAGGACAGUUAAGGUACAUUGUGAUGCAACAAUUGCUUUCCCUCUGCUGGUAGCGGAAACAUUUGCUUCGGGGUCGAAAAAGUUUUCGGCCUAGUUGGAUUUCUUUUUUCUUUUCCGAAGUGCAGAUUCAUCUGUGUAUUUUAUUAUCGA